UUGUAAGGGCGACUCUCAAUACAGGACAGAAGGAGCGGUGGACGGACAGACAUCGAUGCUGCAGAGAGUAGUCAACAAAGACACACGCCAGGGAAAGGGGCCUUUCCAAACACAAAGGGAGUUGGUCGCGGGGGGGAGGGAGAACGGAUGGCAUGACAGCAACACGGAAAUCCACCUCUCUCGCUAUCGUAAUGUGUCUUCUUCCAUUGGAUCGUUGUUGGGUAAACAGCGACUUCGUACAAUCGCGACGACGACAGGAGAAACGAUAGAUUAUCUUCAACAGGGCGACGCUGGAAACAAGUCCAGCAUGCUGCCGUAGGCCGGACGCGAGCGCGCAUCGGAGUGGCUCGCGGCCGGAGAAGCCGACGUCGGCGCUACUGCGCGAGCUAUCUUAUCGUUUUAUAUUCGUUUGUCAAAAAACCGGACACCUGAAAGGCAGUUGGAAGUGAAGUCUCUCACAUCUACACUUGCAAAGAACUUUCCUGAACUUCCUCAUCCUCAACAGCCCAAGGUUUUCCACCUUUUUCCACUCCAAGCCCAUCUGUGAGAGGUCCCCUUAAAGUUCACGCACCCACUGCCAGCGCCCCUGCCGCCCACGGUCCUUGCCGGUCCAUUUCCCAUCCUACAUCACUCAGAGAAUCCACACAAUCCGUAGAACUUCCCCAGUCUGUCAUCCCAUUCCACAUAUCGGUUGUAGAGUUUUCCACGGUCUAUCAUGGCUUCUCCUAAGUUAGGUGUCCCUGCUACCAGUACAAGUUUGUCUUCCUCUUCCUUUUGCUCAGUGGCUUCCCUGUGUGGCCAGCAACAUAUUGGUAGCCCUUGCUCAGCGCCUGAGGGACCAGCUAGCCCAAUGACACCUUCCCUGUGCCCAGGUACAAUCCCUGCAGCCCUGGCUAGUGCCCCUGUCAGCAUUGCUGUUAUCCUGGAUGAGCUCCGCAUUCUCCAGCAAAGGCAGAUCCACCAGAUGCAGAUGACUGAGGAGAUCUGCAGGCAAGUGUUAAGGCUAGGAGAGGAAUCUUGUGACCUUGAUUCAGGCCCACUCAUUCUGUCCCCCCUGUCACUCUGUAUGGAAGGCUCAAAUCGCACCUCAAGAGCUUCACGGAUUGAUUCCACACCUCUCCCCACCUCUGUGACCCCUCUUCUUGCGUGCUUCUCCACCCUACUUCCUUCACAAUCUUCAGCCAAGUCCUCCAAUUCUGGCCACUCUCUCUCUAAUGUCCUGCAUCCUCAGAAGUCUCUGCUUGAUGGAGCAGCAACUCCAGGUAAUCAGACUAGCAUCGCAAGUCCUCGCUCUUCUGUGACAUCCUCAACAUCAGCUGCAGUGAACUACCCACUUACUCUCUCCCUUGCACUGCCCAGCCAUUACUUAAAUGAGAAGUCCUCUAGUGCCAUAAGAUCAAGUGGGCACAGUAAUUUGACUUUCUCCAGCCCAGCCUUGCCUGUCGCUCCAACCACUACUGCUCAGUCAGAGGAUCCACAACACUCAACUAUAGGAAAUGUUCCCACAUUAUCAUCAGGUUCAGGGCGUCUGCACCAUGCUUGCAGGUUUUGUGGAAAGCUGUUUAGUAGCGACUCCUCCCUGCAGAUACACCUGCGCUCCCACACAGGGGAAAGGCCCUAUCAAUGCCCCGUGUGUCUUAGCCGCUUCACCACGCGAGGAAACCUCAAGGUGCACUUCCUGCGCCAUCGUGAGCAGAACCCAGAGCUGUCAUUCUCGCUGUUGCCUCCUUCACUGUUUGUGCCUGGAGCAGGGGGACAGAUAGGAGGAUUGGCACAAACUCAGCUAGUUAGUUCUUCCAAGGUGAGUUCUUUGGAGAGACAUCGGAAACGUCAAGCCGAAGAAGAUUUGUAUGGUGAGGGUCUAGAAGUUUCCACUGGAAGUGAUGAGCUCGCCACAGACUUGCAACACAUCCCACCCUCAUCUCUGCCCCUGCCAACCAAUAUGGAUCUGGCUCUGUUCACCACUGCUCGCUCUCUCCUGCAACUCAACCGUGCUGCCACGGCCGCUGCAACAGGUGACGCGGUGUCCUCCGCUUCCUCAAACGCACCUUCCCUGUCUUCCUCUGUCACUUCCUCACUCCUCUCUUCUCCCUCCUCCUCCACGUCUACAAUUUCUGGGCUGUUCAAAGGAGCAAAGCAGCCGCGCUUCGAUGAGAAUACUCCUCCCACCCCUACCUUACUCUCUCACGCUCCUUAUCCUCAACUAGCCCACUUACCCAAAAUCCUCUUCCCCACUGUUUCCUCUCACCACCAUGCUGCCUUGGGGCUCCUUAGAUCCCCGACAUCCACAGGACCCAGCCAGUCAUCCACUCAGCAACAAAGUACUUUCUCUUGUGCAUCUUACCCCAAAGAUUCAGCAUCCUCUGCCUCUUCUCUGCGACUUUCUCACACUCCCACCUCAGACACUUCCAAACUGCAGAGAUUGGUGGAAAAGUUGGAGAAAGAGCCUUCAAGUUAUUGCCACUGGUUUUCCUCCUCUGCAGAGAAUCCAUCCAGCAGUCAUAGCACAGUUGGAGUAUUGAAGAGUGCCAGUACAUCCACUACCUAUGUAGUCACUUCACCCCCGUUCUCCACCACAAACACUCCGCCAUCUUCUUUCAACAGGGAGAUGAUGGCUGCUCUUGGAAUAAAUGCCAGUGAGGAAAAUGAUUUUGUGGGCACCAUGAUACCUAAUCUAUGCCUCAUGAGAUCCGCUGGAUCACUCAGACCAAACCAGUGUGGUGUAUGCCUUCGUGUGCUCAGUUGUCCCAGAGCACUGCGCCUCCAUCAAGCCACACAUCUAGGUGAACGUCCUUUCUCCUGUAAACUGUGCGGGCGCUCCUUCUCAACCAAGGGGAGUUUACGGGCACAUCUGGCUACACACCGAGCACGUCCGCCAAAUAAUCGCACCCAGAACUCAUGUCCUCUCUGUCAGAGAAAGUUCACCAAUGCUGUGGUACUGCAACACCAUAUUCGAAUGCACUUGGGGGGACAGCUACCACCAGAGAGCACUGGAGAUCAUCAAGGUUCAGCAGAACCGUCUAAAUCCCAUGUGCAUGACAACCCCAGCACUGUUUCAGAUAUUAGACCUACCGCCAUUAAUGCCCAGGUACAGAUCACCGUUCUGCCGCUAGCCCUGGACUGUAAUUUAUCCAUGCGUGGCCCAGAGCAUCUUCCUGUCAGUACAACUUCCUCAGGAAGUGCUAUGAACAAAUUCAGUCCUGAAAUUAACACACCCUCUGACCCAAGCAGUGACAAACCUCUGAACCACAGUCUUCAAUCAACCCGACCAGACGGUGCUGAUCCUCCUCUUCUCCAUGCUGGUGUGUCCCCUCCAACAGAACCCCUUAACUCCCAUAUCGCUUCUCCACUUCUUCAAUCAUCAAUUAAAGUAGGGUCUUCUACUAAUGAUGAGCAUUUAGCUGAACAAACCAUUAAAACAUCUGUAUUGGACGAUAAACAUCUGUCUGUCAUCUCCCCUGGUGUGGCGAAAAUCAACCAAGUUGACUGCGCUGUCCAUGACAAAGGAACUCAUCUGGAUAUUCCUUCCUGUGAAUCAAGAUCGAACCUGGAGGAUUUGCUGAGUAUGCCUGCCCAUAAUUCGUCACCAUUUCCUCAUCCACUAAUAACCACAUCACCCUCUUUUCUAACACUGAGUCCUGGAAAUCCCUCCACCUACCAAGGACCCUUAUUGGAGACUGAGCAGGAACCCAUCCAGAUGCCCAAGCCACUUACACCAAAUCCAAACAAAGAAAGAAUCACAGGCAAUAUCCAACAAGACACAACAAGACCUGCCUCGGGUCCAUCUUCUGAGACAGACAACAGUGCAAGCACACUAGAAAAGUCAAGUGAGGGGCCAGAAAAGAGCACAACGGAUUCCAUUCACAUGCAACUAGCGAGAAAGGACGCCCAGUCCAGCUUAAAAGUACAAGCUGAUGGGUCCGGUGUUAAAGACAAUGAAAAAGGGCUACCCGAGGCAAUGGUAUCUACCGCAAUGGCUCCCUCUCUCCCGCCUCCUAUGUCUCACCCAGAAAAAAAAACCUACUGUUGCUCUGAGUGUGGGAAAGAGUAUGCAAGUCGCAGUGGCCUAAAGGGACACAUGAAGCAUCAUGGAGGAUUUGUCAAAGUAACUUGUACGCCUGCAAGAUCGAGGGUCUCUGAGAGACAUCAACCUGCGACUUCACACAGUCUGCCUGUCUCUUCCUCCAGUGCCCCAGCCACCAGAGCGUCGGUCAGUUUUUUGACACAGUAUCAAGCCCACUACAAUCUCAGUCAUGUGAACCAAAAAGCAGACACUUCUACAGAUCACGCAAAUAGUAAUAAAGGUAAGGGGACUGGGAAGUCUUUAUCAGAUGAGAAAACUGAACAGCUUUAAAUAUCCAGACUGUUGUGAAUGGUGGCUGCAUGAAGAACCGGAAUCUUACAUUGACGUAACACAUGUGGUGUCUGUAUUUCAUAACAUUUUCACUUGUUAACUAGUAAUUUUGCUAAGGAGUAAAUUAGUUUAUGGGUUUCUGUAGUGCUCAGCAUAUUUUUAAUCUGUUUUAGUUAGUCAAUGUCAAAUGUUAUAUAUAUAUAUAUAUAUAUAUAUAAAACAUACUUUACCUAUAAAAUAACAAUGAUGAAGUGGAAACUCUCUGAAUUGUUAAAAGGUGAAGCCUAUUCACUUUGUCUAGAUAGUCUGUAGAGGCCAUCUGGUCUAAGCUAAGACCCAAAGUAUACUCUGAAACUUGUUGCAAAGACUGUUUCGUCUUAGUGAAAAAUGCAAUAGCUUAUGUCACUCAAAGUUAUAUAGGUACAAAUAUACACAAUAAUGCAGAGAAUCUUUUAAUUAGACUAUGUACUUAUUCUUUAAGGAAUGUAGGACCCAUUGCACAUCAUUUGAGAAUAUUAGGUGCAUUUCCAGUCCAGAUAGUAGAGAGCGGUAGAAAAGUGACAUCUGGCUUUGUAUUCUUUUUAGUGCUAUAAAAUGAUAAAAAUUUGUUCCUGGAGAAAAGGUGAACUAGUUUACUACAGUAAUAGUAUUAUUGAUUAGUAAGUGUUUACUAUUACUGUAAACAUUUUGGUGACUAAAAACAACAUAUGAUGAUUUAGAGUGAGUUAUUGAAGCUAUUACAAAACUUAGCUACUUCAAGAAAAACAUGUACUAACCAAAACACUAAUUUACAAGCAAAAUGGAUCAACAUGACUCACAUUAAACUAGAGGGUCAUAUUAAACUGUAUAUACAACUCAGUCUAAACCCACUCUGUGAUAAUGUUUUCCCUAUUCUUGUUUUACUAUAAGAAAAAAGAUACCCUGUUGUGUCUUGAUGACACUGGAACAGUGAGAUGUUAAUUGUUAGUCUAUUUAAAAUGUCGACCUGGAUAAACAGAUGUCAACCAUAUUUAGCUGAUUUAAAUGUCAGUCUCAGUGAUCAUAACUUGCUGCGGUAUUUGCCGAGUCUGGUGUAUCUGUUGUGAGUGUUCCAUUCUUAACUGAAACUAAAACACCUGAAUCCAUUUUGUGAUGCUGUUUGGAUCCAUGUUGCUGUUCUGUGUGUGAAUAUUUUUCCUAAAAAUUAUAGUUCCUAAGUGUUUUAUAAUGUAUACAAGUAACUCUGGUGUCUUUGUCAGUUUGUGUAGCCUACUGCCAUUUCUGAAUAAAGUCUAAAAUAAUGAUGGAAAUAAAUUUUAAAAACAAAA
This is a messenger RNA of Electrophorus electricus (electric eel), 5661 nucleotides long. RefSeq names its product spalt-like transcription factor 2 (gene sall2). NCBI's taxonomy places the organism in Eukaryota, Metazoa, Chordata, Actinopteri, Gymnotiformes, Gymnotidae. The record is from RefSeq and is a predicted model, not a curated record. Gene Ontology annotation, molecular function: DNA-binding transcription factor activity, RNA polymerase II-specific; RNA polymerase II cis-regulatory region sequence-specific DNA binding. Gene Ontology annotation, cellular component: nucleus. Gene Ontology annotation, biological process: regulation of transcription by RNA polymerase II.